CUCGUGCGCAUGCGCAGUACACCUGGGUGUGUAGCCGACUCACUAUAUUAUACACAAGAAAUGGCGUGGCACAGGCUGCUUUCAUCGUCUUCUCGACCUUUGACUCGGCGACUCUCGAGCUACCAGGAAAGACUGGUCGAGGAAGAGACGCACGCAGCCUCCGUGAAAAACACCUGGAAACGGAUAUCGCUGUUUCUCUGUCUGCCUACUGUCGGCUACUUUGCUUGGAAGAGCCUGAUUGAAGGGGAGGAGCAUCAUUCCUAUUCCUACAUUCCGUGGUCUCACCUCAGAAUCAGAACCAAGCCGUUUCCAUGGGGAGAUGGUGAUACGUCCCUGUUCCAUAAUACCCACACCAAUCCUGGACCAGAUGAGGGCCCAAAGACCGCUCCGCCCACCCAAACCCUCAGUCAGAAGGUGGGGAGACUGUGGAUACAGUACCUCCAUGAAGAUGCUGUCGAGAGAGACGAGAAGAGAUGGCGACAUCUCGAAAAGAUGCAGCGCAGGAAAGAGGAACAGUAUCCUAUAUAGAGUCUGCAAAAAUAUUAUCCUGAGAGUAUAGGAGAUUACUAUGAGAUUACUGGAAUAUCCUGAUGGUAUCGUAGAGAAUACUAGAGUUUCCUGAAAUAUCCAGAGAGUAUACUGAAUUUUCCUUCACCAGUGACACAGUCUAGCGACAAAGAGAGCCAAAGACACACCAAUCCAGCCAAUGGAUCUGAUGGGAGAGGUCAAAGUACACAAGCCAAACCCCGCCCACUCAGGGAUAGACUACUAGCUCCACCCAAGACACACCCACCAACACACCGUAUAGUGUAGCUGUCUACUAUUACAAGAUGCCAUUCGUAACACAGAUUUGCUGAUUUGCAUGCAAAGAAGA
This is a messenger RNA of Geodia barretti, 874 nucleotides long. NCBI's taxonomy places the organism in Eukaryota, Metazoa, Porifera, Demospongiae, Tetractinellida, Geodiidae. The record is from the annotation of a GenBank genome assembly.